This is a messenger RNA of Rhea pennata, 1119 nucleotides long. RefSeq names its product keratinocyte proline-rich protein-like. NCBI's taxonomy places the organism in Eukaryota, Metazoa, Chordata, Aves, Rheiformes, Rheidae. The record is from RefSeq and is a predicted model, not a curated record. Bases 1 to 1119 code for a protein of 372 amino acids. The transcript has a single exon.
AUGUCUUCACAUCAAAUGCAGUGCAAGCAACCAACUACCCUCCCACCUGGCCUGAGCAAAACUAUUUCAAAGCAAAGCCAAGAGCCUGCGCCAUGCGUUGAACCGGUGCCAUGUCCUCCACAGCAGCAACCUGAAAUCCAGAUCCCAGUGCCAUGCCCAGAACCAGUCCCCAUAGUAGUGGUGCCAGGCCAGGAAAAAACAGCACCACUGGUGGAACCAGACCAAGGAAAAACACCAGUUGUUGUGAUACCUGAGUGUCCACUGCAGGAACAGCAGCAGCAACAGCAAUGCAAGCUACCACCAACUCUUCCUCCUGUCCCAUGCCCUCCAGAGAAACUACCAUGUAAAGAGCUGCCAGAGCCGACCCCUGUUCCCUGCCCUGAACCCAUACCUUGUCCCCAGGAGAAGCAGCAGUGCAAGGAGAUCCCUGUGCCAAUCCCUGUUCCCUGCCCUGAACCCAUACCUUGUCCCCAGGAGAAGCAGCAGUGCAAGGAGAUCCCUGUGCCAAUCCCUGUUCCCUGCCCUGAACCCGUACCUUGUCCCCAGGAGAAGCAGCAGUGCAAGGAGAUCCCUGUGCCAAUCCCUGUUCCCUGCCCUGAACCCAUACCUUGUCCCCAGAAGCAGGAAUGCACGGAGAUCCCUGUGCCGGUCCCCAUUUCUUACCCAGAACCAAUUCCAUGCUCUCUGGAGAAGCAGGAAUGCAAGGAGAUCCCUGUGCCGAUCCCUGUUCCCUGCCCCGAUCCUGCACCGUGCCCUCUGGAGAAGCAGCAGUGCAAGGAGAUCCCUGUGCCGAGCCCUGUUCCCUGCCCCGAUCCUGCACCGUGCCCUCUGGAGAAGCAGCAGUGCAAGGAGAUCCCUGUGCCGAGCCCUGUUCCCUGCCCCGAUCCUGCACCGUGCCCUCCGGAGAAGCAGCAGUGCAAGGAGAUCCCUGUGCCGAGCCCUGUUCCCUGCCCCGAUCCUGCACCGUGCCCUCUGGAGAAGCAGCAGUGCAAGGAGAUCCCUGUGCCGAGCCCUGUUCCCUGCUCCGAGCUGGAGCAGUGCUCCCUCUCGGAGAAGUGUCCGCCUACGGAACAGCAGCAAGUGAAGCAGCCCAUCCAGUGGCCACCGGCGCAGAAGUAA